Molecule: messenger RNA, 1455 nt
Organism: Anopheles coustani
Lineage: Eukaryota; Metazoa; Arthropoda; Insecta; Diptera; Culicidae
Gene: BBS8
Product: tetratricopeptide repeat protein 8
Exons: 4
Coding region: 1-1455 (484 amino acids)
Biological process (GO): non-motile cilium assembly
Cellular component (GO): non-motile cilium; BBSome; ciliary basal body
Molecular function (GO): protein binding
Source: RefSeq, a predicted model, not a curated record
AUGGACAAUUUCUUCGCUGCCAUAUCAUUAUUCCGUCGACGGAAAUAUGAUGAGUGCAUCGAGGUGUGCAACGUCCUGCUGCAGCAAAAUGCCCUUCAUCAAGGUCCUUGGGAGCUGAAAAUGAGAUCUAUGACCCAGCGAGUGUACAUCGACGAUAUCGAGGCGGACGACGACGUGGCUGAGGAUAUUUUGGACACGCAGACGAUCGCCACCGCACCCCGUCCGGGCACCUCGAUCCGCACGGCCGUGGCCAAACCGGCAACGUCGGCCAACACUACCACCACCACCACCACCGGUGCCAGUCGUCCUCGGACCGGAACCGGCCGACCAAUUACGGGCAUUUCUCGCCCGGGUACGCUCUCCCUGCAGCGGCCCGGCUCGACGCUCGGCAACAAAACCGCCCUGAAGACGGCCUCCCGAACGGCGGCCGGUGGGACGGCGGGUGGCGGUGGGUCAGCGCGCAACAUUCGCCUCGGGUCGGCCUCGAUGUUUGCCGCCGGCGAUCCCACCGGGCCGCUGUUCCACAUCUCCCGCCUGCACCCGGACAAGUACGCCGAGCGGGACGCACUCUCCAAGCCGUUGUUCCAGUAUCUCUACUACCACGAGGGGGACGUGCGGAAGGCGAUGGCGCUGUGCGACGCCGUGUUGGUCCGACGCCGGAACAGCGCCACCGGGACAUCCGCCGACGGGUGGUGGUGGAACGCGCAGAAGGCGCGCUGUCUGAUCGCGGUCGGCAGUCCACGCGAAGCCGAGCCAUUCCUGCGGACGGCCCUGCAGGAGCUGCAGCAUCCGGAUGUGGUUCUGCUACUGGCGCGCAUCUACAUUAAGAUCGAUCAGCCGACGGCGGCACUGGAGGUGUGCAAGCAGGGGCUGGAGCGGCUGCCGAACGAGAUCAGCCUGCUGACGCAGCAGGCACGCAUCCUGGAGCUGGUCGGCAACCUGCCCGUGUCCGUGCGCCGCUACCGGCAGAUAUCUGCGCUCGAUCCGAUGAACACCGAGGCGCUGGCGUGCAUCGCCGUCAGCUACUUCUACGCCAACCAGCCCGAGACGGCGCUGCUCUACUACAGGCGCAUCCUGGCGAUGGGGGCGCACAGUCCCGAGCUGUACUGCAACAUCGGCCUGUGCUGCCUCUACGGUGGGCAGCUCGAUCUGGUGUUUCCCUGCUUUCAGCGGGCCCUAAGGAUGGCCACGGUCAACGAACUGCGGGCCGAUGUUUACUACAAUCUAAGCUUUGUGGCGCUGACAACCGGUGACAUCCACCUGGCGCGACGCUGUCUUCGCCUGUGCAUUGCGGCCAACGGGUCGCACGCGUCCGCACUAAACAACAUGGCGGUGCUGGUCGCGCGCCAAAAGCAGUACCAGAAGGCCAAGUCCUACCUGCAGGCCGCGCGUACCGCGCUCCCCACCAGCGACGAGAUCGGACACAAUCUGAAGUUUAUCGAAAAUUUCCAAUAA